GGCGACCUGGGAAGCGGAAUCCCUGCCGUGGCCCAGAGAUUGACCCUCUCCGACCCCCUCCCUGUCGCUGCCACAAAUCGGGCUCCCAGAAGUCACUCUGGGCUCGCAACUUCCAGAAGCGCCUCACAGCUUGUUGCCGGAUGUCUGGAGAAAAGUUAUGGUGAGUGGAGAGUGGGAUAGCGAUCCGCAGGCUCCGACACACAGGGCGUCCACGGACCCGCUCAAGGAACGCCUUUGCACCUCAUGCCGAGGCCGGGGGGCCGGGGACCCGCGGGGAGGCUGGGAAUUGUACUGACCGGGCCGAGUCAGGGGGGUGGGGGGUGGCGGCCAGCAGCGCGGACUUGGAGCCAUGGCCGGCGGGUGGACGAGGCCCCUCCCUCAGGCCCAGCGGUGCCUCAGCCUCCCUGGUGUCCAUCGAGGAAUUGGAGAACCCGAAGUUCGUCGGCGAAGGCGGGUUCGGCGCAGUGUUCCGAGCGCAACACAGGACCUGGGGUCACGACGUGGCAGUCAAGAUCGUGAGCACUGUAGGGAAGCGAUAUCCAGGGAGGUGACGGCCAUGGCAGGUUUGCGUAGCCAGCACGUGCUGGUCCUGAUGGGGGUCGUGGAGAAGCUGGAGUGGGAAUACCUGUCGGGGCCGGCUCUGGUGACUGAAUUCAUGGAAAACGGUUCCCUGGAGGGGCUGCUGCAGCCCGGGUGCCCUCGGCCCUGGCCAUUCCUCUGCCGCCUGCUGCGGGAGUUGGUGCUGGGGAUGUGUUACCUACACAGCCAGAACCCUGUACUUCUGCACCGGGACCUCAAGCCCUCCAACGUCCUGCUGGAUUCAGACCUGCAUGCCAAGCUGGCAGAUUUUGGCUUGUCCACGUUUCAGGGGGGCUCACAGUCCGUGGUAGGAUCUGGGGAGUCAGGAGGCACUCCAGCCUACUUGGCCCCAGAACUUCUGGCUAAUGUAAACCAGAAGGGCUCCAUGGCCAGUGAUGUCUAUAGCUUUGGGAUCCUAAUGUGGUCAGUGCUAGCUGGAAGAGAAGCUAAGAUAGUGGCCCAGACAUCACUGGCACAGGAAGCAGUGUGUGAGAGGCAGACCCGGCCCCCAUUGACUGAGCUGCCCCAGCCUGGGCCUGAAACUCCUGCUUUGGAAGGACUGAUUGAGUUAAUGCAGCUCUGCUGGAGCCAUGAGCCCAAGGACAGGCCCUCCUUCCAAGAGUGCCGACUAAACACCAACGAAGCCUUCCAUCUGGUAAAGGAGGAGGCAGAUGCUGCAGUCACCUUGGUAAAGAACUUCCUGUCUAAGCACAGAGGCACCAACAGGACAUUAUCUGCCCUAGAGCCCAGCCCAGGAGAGAUAGAAACAGAUAGUCCCAUUGCAACCACAGGAAGCCAUGAUUCCAUGGUCUCUGGGAUGAACAACCUAAAUCUGAAAGAACUCCCCAACUCUGUUCCUGAAAAAUGUGCAAACCUUCCUGAGAGGAUCAGAGCACACAGAGAAAAGGUAAAGCAGGCCCAGAAAGCAGGGACACCUUCAGAAUCAACACUCCGACCUCCCCAAACUCCAGAGACCUCACCUUUCAGAAACCAGAAGGCUGGCCCCAACUCAGCUUGGUUCCCAGGUCCUAGACCCCAAAGGAAUCAGGGGACUGAGAGGUGUGGCACCACCAGGCCUCCCAGGGCGCUGGGGCCAAACCCGAUGCCAGCUUCUGCCGACCCAGUUCUGAAGCAGCAGCCUGAAGAACAAGGCCAAAAGCCGUCCUUGACACAGGCACUGGCAGGCCCGGAGACAGGACCUCCAUCUCUUAUGAUACAUGACAGCCAAGGGGUGCAGAUUGGAAACAGCAACUACUUGGUUAUACAGGGCCUGACACCAUGGGGCAUGGAUUGGAAUCAGCAGCAUCAUGCACCCCAAUGAGUAGGAUUGGAAGAAGGGCUCCAUGAGCCUGAAGCCUGGAGUGGGCCGAAAGGCUGGUAUAAUAGUAAUAAAAAUUGAAGCAGCUUCUAAGCUGUCUCC
This is a messenger RNA of Manis javanica (Malayan pangolin), 1999 nucleotides long. It is a transcript of the gene RIPK3, whose product is annotated as receptor interacting serine/threonine kinase 3. Gene Ontology annotation, biological process: protein phosphorylation. The record is from RefSeq and is a predicted model, not a curated record. Gene Ontology annotation, molecular function: JUN kinase kinase kinase activity; ATP binding. Lineage: Eukaryota; Metazoa; Chordata; Mammalia; Pholidota; Manidae.